AUGAAGGAACGAUUGAGUGCUUUCCACCUCAGCUGCGUUCCUGAGUACUUAACAUUCCUCAAAACCUUUAACAUCCUUUUCUAUGGCUAUGGCGAUAAGUCAGUACUUUUAAGGAGAAUGUUUCCUAAAGCAAACUUUAUAAAUGCUUAUCCCGCUGCUCUCUCUAAGAGUAGAACCAACAUAAUCCUGAAAUUUGACUUUAGAAACGCAGAUCCAGACAGCUUUCCAAAGAACAACGUCAUCUGCACCUUGGAUACGAUGGACCCUACCAAGAUUAGCUUCUGUGAUGAGGAUCUUGAAGAUUUUAACUUCAUAAUGAAGGACCUGACCACGUACAUGCCCUAUGAAAACAUAGUGGAAAAAUAUCGGGCUGAAAUUGACAUUGGAAAUCUGCUGAACAAUGUGCCCAAGCGUAGCAAAAAUCUUUUUAAAAUUUUCAUCAAGCUGUGUGAGGGUAACCUCGUUCUCAUCACCGAUUUGCUAAACGUAGCAAAAAAAGAGAUGUUUAUAACCAGUGCCAAGACCGUGUACCAGCUGUUCGGUGAAUUUGUGGAUCACCAAAUCAUCAAGUACAAGGAGGAUAAAAUAGUGCUACUGGUGAAAAAAGAGAAAAUACUGAGUUGCAUGGUUGAUUGAGCAAGUGAGGUGUUGCACGUGCCUAUUGAUGUGAACCAGCAUUUUAUAUGAAGGUGUGCUUGUCCAGCACUUUUAAUAAAAGUGAUGUUUACCGUACUGCACAUCCACAAUCGUUCACCGAAUGGGUACUUUUACUGCAAAAUACAGUCUGGCAGACCGCCGGGCCAUUUCACGAAAAAAUACACCAGGUCUUUUAUGCAAAGAUUAAAACUGACCAUUCAGCUUCCGAGUUGCCUUUUUAUUGUAUGAUGAAUGGACUGUAACAAACAAUUUUAAAUGCCGAGAUGAUUCCUUGUACGCAGGUGCAAGCGCCAUG
This is a messenger RNA of Vavraia culicis subsp. floridensis, 952 nucleotides long. RefSeq lists its product as uncharacterized. The coding region runs from base 1 to 636 and encodes 211 amino acids. NCBI's taxonomy places the organism in Eukaryota, Fungi, Microsporidia, Pleistophoridae. Gene Ontology annotation, biological process: DNA replication. The transcript has a single exon. Gene Ontology annotation, cellular component: origin recognition complex; nucleus. The record is from RefSeq and is a predicted model, not a curated record.